AUGGCAUCCCAGGGGCAAGGACCGGCCGUCAAGAAGCAGGCUCCCCCGGAACAGGGGGGUGAACAGCAGCAGCAGCAGGGGGGGGGUCAGCAGCAGGGCCAAGAAGGGGGGGGUCAGCAGCAGGGCCAGCAGGGGGGGGGUGAGCAGCAGGGAGAACCCAGGCCCCUGUCUCUGCAAGAACAGGCGCAGAAGGCGUCCAUGGCAGCGGUUCAGGCGCAAAAGCAGGCUCAGGAAAUGGCUAUGCUAGCGGCGCAGAAGCAGCAAGCGGCGCAGGAGCUGGGGAUGAAGGCAGCGCAGGAGACGCAGGUCAAGCAACAGGCGGCGGUGCAGGCGGCUUCGGAAGCCGCUCAGACCGCGGCCAAGGAGGCGGCCGCGAGCGCCAUUUCGGAGCAGGCGGCCGCGACGCGCGACGCGGCCGCGAAGACGUCCGAGGAGCAGAUGGCGAAGACGGCGGCGCAGCAGGCGCUGGCAGCGCAAGCGGCGCAGUCGGUGGUCGCGGGGAUGCCGCAGCAGCCGCAAGUUGUCGUUGCUCCAACGCCCGUUCCAACUCCAGUUGUCCCCGGUACGCCUCCCCUGGGCGCCGCUCUCAGCCCCCAGGCCCUGGCAGACGCCCGGCAAUCGGCGCUGCAAGCCGCGGCCGGGGGGCCCGCCGAGCACCAGGCGUUUAUGGCGCGCGCGGCGGCGACGGGCAUGGCGGCCGACGCGGCCGCGCAGCUGCUGACGGCCGCGCAGACGGAGGUCGCGACCGCGCAGGCGCAGCAGGCGGCCGCUCAAGGGGGAUCGGCGAUGGAGUCGGGGAGAUGA
This is a messenger RNA of Klebsormidium nitens, 804 nucleotides long. NCBI's taxonomy places the organism in Eukaryota, Viridiplantae, Streptophyta, Klebsormidiophyceae, Klebsormidiales, Klebsormidiaceae. The record is from the annotation of a GenBank genome assembly.